UUCACUUGAAGCCACCAUCACCAUAGAAAUUUCACACAAUACUCUCUGUCCCCAAAACUCAAACACUAAACUUUUUUCCUCUUUCAAUUCACCAUGAAAUUACUUCUCUUCUUCUUCCUCACACCAUUUCUCUUCUUCCUCAAAUGUUCUUCCACAGCAAAUUUCAGUACCCAAAUUGCUUCACCAAGUUUGAUUUUACCCCUAAAAACUCAAAUCACAUCUGGGUUUUCCGCACCAAAUAAACUCCCAUUUACUCACAAUGUUACUCUUACUGUUUCCCUUUCAGUCGGUACGCCUCCACAGAAUGUAACAAUGGUGCUUGAUACAGGUAGUGAACUCUCAUGGCUACAUUCAAAUUCAACCCGAAUUAAACAACCCAUUUUCAACCCGAACCGCUCACUUACCUACAGACCCGUUUCUUGCUCCGAACCCACUUGCACGACCCGAACUCAAGAUUUCUCCAUCCCAGCUUCUUGUGAUUCGAAGAAUUUCUGUCAUGCUGUGCUUUCUUACGCAGAUGCUUCGUCUUCUGAAGGGAAUUUAGCUAUGGAUACGUUUACGAUUGGCGGGUCGAAUUUUACGGGUACGAUAUUCGGGUCAAUGGAUUCGGGUUUCAGUAGUGAUUCGGAUGAAGACGAAAAGACAACCGGGUUAAUGGGUAUGAACCGUGGAUCUCUAUCUUUUGUUUCACAAAUGGGGUUUAAGAAGUUUUCUUAUUGCAUUUCGAGCCUUGAUUUUUCUGGUAUUUUACUUUUUGGUGAAUCGAAUUUUACUUGGAUUUUACCGUUAAAUUACACUCCGUUAGUCGAAAUUUCACUUCCGUUACCUUAUUUUGAUCGAGUUGCGUAUACUAUUAAACUUGAAGGUAUUAAAGUGUCGAAUAAAUUACUUCCGAUACCCGAAUCCGUAUUUAUACCCGAUCAUACCGGGGCGGGUCAAACCAUGGUUGAUUCGGGUACCCAAUUUACUUUCCUAUUAGGUCCAGCUUACACUGCACUAAGGAGUGAGUUUUUGAACCAAACUAUGAGAACUCUUAAGGUCCUUGAGGAUCAAGAUUUUGUUUUUCAAGGUGCAAUGGACUUGUGUUAUCGGGUACCUGUUAAUCAAACGUGGUUACCUAAGUUACCAUCGGUUAGUUUAGUGUUUCGGGGUGCAGAAAUAACGGUUUCAGGAGAACGAUUGUUGUAUCGAGUACCUGGUGAAAUUCGAGGGAAAGAUUCGAUACAUUGUUUUACUUUUGGAAAUUCCGAGUUACUACCGAUCGAGGCGUACAUUAUCGGACACCAUCAUCAACAAAAUGUAUGGGUGGAGUAUGAUCUUGAAAAAUCUCGGAUUGGCUUUGCUCAAGUACAAUGCAAUAUAGCGAGUCAAAGAUUUGGUUUUUAUCGUUGAAAGUUAUAUAUAGUUCGAGUCAAAAAUAGCAGAGUGGUUCUAUCGCGGCCCUAAUGAUAACCAAUGGAGAUGGUGGAAAACAUGUCAUGUGAUAAAUGGAUUUUUGCAAGUAGAGGUUUGAGUGGUCCCAAAGUAAUGUAUAUAACACCCCUCAAAUUUAUGAAUUGCCAUACUUGGAGUUGCAAGACAUCAAGUGAAGGUAGGGGUAGUUGGUUCAAGACUAGAAAUGGUUGGUGAUUUUUUUUUAAAGAGAGGCCUUCACCAUUUUGUACAUUUUGUGAUUCAACAUAAAGGGUGUGUUGAAUUUUCAAAGGCAAUUAAUAAUCUUCUUUGUCUAGUUAUGUGUACUCAUUGAGUUAUUUUGUUUGUAGGGAAAUAUAUAUUGGUUAUUAUUGUAAUAAAAUC
Messenger RNA from Solanum tuberosum (potato), 1797 nucleotides. Its product is annotated as aspartic proteinase PCS1. Gene Ontology annotation, biological process: proteolysis. The transcript has a single exon. Lineage: Eukaryota; Viridiplantae; Streptophyta; Magnoliopsida; Solanales; Solanaceae. The record is from RefSeq and is a predicted model, not a curated record. Gene Ontology annotation, molecular function: aspartic-type endopeptidase activity. Bases 94 to 1392 code for a protein of 432 amino acids.